AUACAAGUCGUUAGAGGAAAAAUUUUACACUUUUUUUUAAGGAAAAAAAAGAGGAGAAAAUUACUUAAAACUGAAAUAAUCUUCUCCAUCACCAAUCUUCUCCAUAUAGGAGAACACACCCUAUAAAUCAUACUUUGGUCUUGUCUCCCUUUCUCUUUCUCUCUCUUCUUUCUAUCUCUAAUAGUCUUGAGAUCUGUUAACUCUUUUACGACUCUUCUUCACUUCAGAUUUCCUCUUUCGGAAACAAGAAAUGGGUGUAGAAGUUGCAGGAUCUGAGUUACCAAAGGUGAAUGAUGAAGUGAAAGGUAAAUUGUUUGACAAGGAAAAUGGGAAAAUUGAUUUUUCUGAGGUGAUCACGUUUGGUUCACACGGUGUCGAUGAAGUACAAACCACUGGAGAGGCAAACGAAGUCUCAAAUGCCGGCUUUCCCAAGGACGCGGUUGAUGAAUGGCCUCAGGAGAGGCAAACCCAUUGCUUUUAUUUUCCCAAGCAUCGGCUCUAUGAAGACCCAAAAGUGAAGGCUGAAUUGGAGCAGAUUGAGAAAGAAAUUCGGAAGAAAAACGAAAGACUCAAUCAGUUAUUUGAAGAUUUGAAAGUUAAAAAUGUUGAGAAAUCUGAGCUGUAUGAUGAGUUGAAUGCUUUUAAGGAUGAGGGGUCACAAUAUCGGGCAUUUAUAAAUGAAAAAAGAGAGGAAAUGAAGCCCUUGCAGAGCGCUUUGGGCUCCUUACGUGGUAGUGGUGGAGAGAAGGGAUAUGGCAUAUGUUCGUCUGAGGAGGAGCUUAAUCAGCGUAUUCGAAGUUUUGAGUAUCGGAUGCAACAUGAAACUAUGUCAUUGAAAGAGGAGAAACAACUUAUGAAGGAAAUCAAAGAAUUGGAGGCAACAAGACCGAAGGUUAUUGCCAAUAGUGCUAUGAGGGCAAAGAUUCAGGAAUCCAUGGGGCAAAAAGAAGCACUCCAGGACCAGGUCAAGCUUUUAGGUACUGAUCUGGAUGGAGUACGGAAGCAGCAGGCAGAAAUAAAAGCAAAAAAGGAUCGUUUAAGUCCACAACUGAGUACAGUAAAGAAGCAGAUCGAGGCCAUAAAAGCUGAGCUGGAUAAAGUUAAGGAUCAGAAAAAUAAAGCCCUCUUAACUGUGAAGGAAAUAAAGGCUUCACAAAACGAAGCGAAUCAAGAUUUCUUUGAUAACCGAAGAGUUAUAAGCACAGCAAAUGAAAUUGCUAUGAACAGGAGGGAUGUGAAGGCCGUUGAGGAACUCUAUAAUACUGAGGUUGAGAAAUUUAUGUCCCAAUGGAACAGCAGCAAGACUUUUAGGGCUGAUUAUGAGAAGAAACUCUUGACAUCACUGGACCGUCGACAGUUGAGCAGAGAUGGACGAAUUAGGAAUUUUGAUGAGAAGCCACUGGUGAGGGCAGAGUCCCCAAAACCUUCUGAGACAGCUGUGGUGUCUAAACCCUCAUCAAAGCCGCAGAAAGAAGUUCCAAAGGCUACUUUAAAAGAAGAAAAAUUGCCCGAGGAGAAGGCUCAGAAGGAUUUAAAAAAGGGAAGCAAAGAUCUAAAAACUGCUUCAGAGCGAGACCUGGAAGAAGAUGUCUUUGUGGUAGAAAAACCGAAGAAGGAUGUCUCAAAUGUUACUGCAAUUGAUGCAGAGAAACUGAAGGAAAUGAAGAAGGAAGAAGAGAAGGAAAAACAAAGACAAGCCUUUGAGAGAAAGAAGAAGAUGCAAGACAAAGCUGCUGCUAAAGCAGCUCUUAGAAUCCAGAAAGAAGCUGAAAAGAAGCAAAAGGAGCGUGAAAAAAAAUUGAGGAAGAAAGGAGCAUCCACUGUUCAGCCAACCGAUGAAGAAGAGGCAACUGAAAAUCCUGAGACUGAUGAAGCUGAGAAAUCUGAGGAUGUGGAAGCAGUCGUUGAAACUCCAGUCCCGUCUAAAGCUAAGUCUCAGCAGGAGAAUGUUCUCAGGCACCGAAAACCUAUAAGAACUCGAGGUACUCUCCCAAAGGCUAUACUUAAAAAGAAAAAAUCAGACAAGUAUUGGCUUUGGGGCUCUGUUGCUGCUGCUGCUGUUGUGACGAUUCUGUUGCUUGUUCUUGGUUACAAGUACCUUCUCUGGAUCAAAGUUUAGCGGUCUUGAGAGGUAAAAAGACAGAUGCUUGGCCGCCCUAAUGUAUGUUGUUUAAGCUGGGGUAGUGUAGAGUAGUAGGAAAUGCUGAUUCUAUGUUUUUUACAUCUCAAUGUGGAGAUGGACUAUCAAUCCAUAAGGAGUUUUCUGUAGCUCAGGCAGGCAGUUCGCAGUUUUUACAGGAACGAGACUAGAUACUUUUUUAGCUUCUUUUCUCUGUAUUCUAAAGUUUUGCUUCUUUUUUUACCCUUUGAACCUAAGACUUUUGGAACUUAAGUUCUGGACGACCCUAUAAUAUAUCUGUAGUUAGAUAAUUCUUGCUGUUUUCUAGAUGA
Molecule: messenger RNA, 2451 nt
Organism: Chenopodium quinoa (quinoa)
Lineage: Eukaryota; Viridiplantae; Streptophyta; Magnoliopsida; Caryophyllales; Amaranthaceae
Product: proton pump-interactor 1-like
Exons: 8
Coding region: 251-2119 (622 amino acids)
Source: RefSeq, a predicted model, not a curated record